Messenger RNA from Wallemia ichthyophaga EXF-994, 1098 nucleotides. RefSeq lists its product as uncharacterized. The transcript is spliced from 2 exons. The record is from RefSeq and is a predicted model, not a curated record. Lineage: Eukaryota; Fungi; Basidiomycota; Wallemiomycetes; Wallemiales; Wallemiaceae. The coding region runs from base 1 to 1098 and encodes 365 amino acids.
AUGGAUAGAGAACCAGAGCCCGUAGCGACCGCGACCCAUCUCAGGGCGUAUUACAGUCUUCUCAUCAUCGCAGCAGUCGGGCACGCAUGUCUACUUAUAUUAACACUAGCGUCGCAGCGGCUGCACAAGCACGGCGUCCUCAUCAACUUCUACUUGAUCUUCAUGGUCACCCUGUGGUUCGACGCUAUCCUCUGCUGGACGCAACAUAUGGAAGAUCCGCAUCCGCCCAAAUCCUUACAAAUAAUCAACGCUGUGUUUAGGCUCACAGGCACUGUAAUGAAUAGCUCGACGACGCUUAUGUGCGUCACCAAGUUCUGGGUAUCGACCAACAUCGCAGCUUCGACCAAAAUCUCCAAAUAUCUACAUUAUCUCGACAACAUCACGCUUGUCAUCUUCCCGUAUGCAGUCGGCAUUCCUUUUUUCUUUGCAUAUCUGGGGGUAUUCCUCGAUGACCGGUCUAUGGUACAUCGGACGCCCUACUACUGUGACAGCAGGCACGAACCACUCAACAUCGCCGCUACCGUAGUAGCUCUCAUCGUCAUGAUAAUGGUGAUGAUACUCGCCUUCUGGCUUGCAGGCAUCCUCAUCCGUCUACGUGCAAGCCAACGUGGACUCGUGAAAGUGCACUGGUCAGUGAACCUUCAACUCACCGCGCGCAUCCUCCUCUUCCUCUUCUAUUCCCUCACAUCCAUCACCUUGCACUGCUGGAGCUUGCGAGGGUACGAUGGAGUAAAAACGUCGUCAACUCUCGUAUUUGCGAGUACCGGAUUGAUUGCAUUCACGCUCUUCCUCAUACAGGCAGACAUACUCGCAGCUCUGAGCCAUUAUCUAGGAUUAAACAAGUCACGCGAUAAGCCAGGCGACUCAGAUCAGUUGGAAUUUACACACAUGGAUCGCAGCCGCCGAACCUCACUCAACACGCUUAAUACCUUCUUCCCGCACCCGCAGACGCCCCCGCCUACACACGUAAACGAAAAAAAGUACUCCCUGCUAGAUAGCGAGAGUGCAAACGGAUUAUAUGGUGUACAGCACCACUCCCACAGUCCCAAUGCCCUUACAACCCAGCCAAGCCACACCAGUACGCCAAAAUCAAAAUAA